GCUGUGACGAGUAACGAGUUGACGGUGAAAAGGGGCUCACUAUCAUUUGCUUCAUUAGUGUCAGUCUCACUUCUCGGCUCACUCCCGGCUCCGAGUGAACUGAAUCAAACCAGAAUAGUUUUUUAUUUCCCCAAAUCAAACGAAAACCUCAGCGUCUUGUUGAACUUGAACUCAAUGAAGUGUCCAAAACCCUAAAUUACAAAUAAGUUGCUUAAACCCUAAAUAUAAAUAUUUCAGAAUGAUUAAUGGUUAUGAUGAUGCAGCAGCAGCAGAACUCGUCUGCACCGCCGCAACCCUGCAACGACGCUCUUAGAUCCCCUACAUCCACGCCUACUCCAUCCACUCAUGGACCUACUCUGCCCCGCCAAGCGAUACCAUUACAGAUAGCCGAUCAUGUCAUUGGCCCGGUGGUCCCUAUCUCAGUCGAGCCCCCUGUGACGAUGCCGGCGCGAGUCCGUUUAGAGGACAUGACGUCCUACGAUGGGGCCCCUUGUGGGUCCUACCUGAGGGCUGUUGAAGCGUUGUCGGGGUCGCUCAUGAGGCACAAUGCCGCCGUGAUUGAAUUGGGUAGCCAGGAUGCUGCUGUUAUGCGCUGCGGACUCGAAGCGGCUCGAUUUUACUUUAGGACUAAAUCACAAUGUGCCGCCAAGGGAAGCCGUGGGGUCUAUAUCUAUCGAGCAGGAAGGGCUUUGGAAGAUUGGGACACAUGUCCCCCGUGCAUGGUUGAUAUCUUUAGGUGCAUGGGAAAAGCAGCUCGUGCUGCUUUAUUUAUGAUUGCAAGGCAUCUUCGAUUGCGAAGCGACGUUUUCAAUAGUUUACUUGAUGAUAACCCGUUGCCUCCUGGCGAGGUGUCUUCAUCUGUGCUUGUCGCUACCUACUGUUAUGCAUCCAUGCAAAAUGGAAAAGGAUCUAUAGGUGGAGGGAAGCCAUUGAUAAAUGGCGAAGUUGAGAAGGGAUUAUUAACAGUGAUUUCCUCUGACAGUCCUGGUCUACAGGUCUGUGAUCCCAACGGGCGCUGGUACCUUGCAGAUGGUGGGUCUUCUGCUAAAGAUCUUGUACUGAUUACAGGCAAGGCACUAAGCCAUGCUACUGCUGGCCUUCGUCCUGCUGCCAUGUAUAGAGCUGCUGCUGAUUAUAUGUCGUGCACCAAUAAUGGAGGGAGGACAUCACUGGCAUUUAGGCUCAUGCCACAGGGCAAUGCUAUAUUAGACUGUUCUCCAAUUGCAGCGGCAGGUCAUGUCAUUCCCCAGAGUUAUGUGCCAAUAUCUGUAAGCCAAUUUAUGGACGACCUUUCUGCGGAAGAAGAUGGAUUGUGUAAUCGUUCUGAUAACACUUAUGUUGCACAAAAUGAUUUAAAUAAGGAACCUUCAUUAAGAAGCGUUCUCUCAGAUCCCGUAUCUGGUGCAUUUCUCGAGGAUGCCGUGGUUGUUUCGUGUGGACAUUCAUUUGGUGGUCUUAUGCUAAGAAGGGUCAUUGAAAUAUCCAGAUGUACCAUCUGCGGCGCUGAGGUUGAGACUGGGUCUUUGGUCCCUAAUCUAGCUCUCAGAGCUGCUGCAGUAGCUGUGAAGCAAGAGGAUGAUAGAAGGCUGUUCCAUAAUGCUGCUCUCCGUAAGCGUCGGAAAGAAAUGGGGGAUCAAAUGGAUCCAAUCAGAAAAUCAAAUAGGGAAAAUGGAGAUGUCGCUGUUGAUGAUGGGUUGCAUAGAGGGGUGCAAUAUCCAUUUUCUGUUAAUGAGAAGGUGCUAAUUAAGGGAAAUAGGAGGACGCCAGAAAAAUUUGUCGGCAAGGAAGCUGUUAUCACAUCCCAAUGUCUCAAUGGUUGGUAUUUGCUUAAGAUUAUUGGAAGUGGUGAGAAUGUACGGCUUCAAUAUCGUUCUCUUCGAAAGAUCUUGAACUCUCCUACCAUCGAAGACGGUCGUACUGCACAUCCUAUUCAGAACAAUAGUUGAUGACUUCAAAUUUGUUUGUUUUAGGAAUUUUACGUCCUUUCAUCUGGAUAGCACACAAUUAGUCAUGUAUAACCUUGUCAAGAUAAAUGUGAUACAAGUUUCUUGUAAGUUAUACUGUAUUUGCAUGUUGAUUUAGCUACAGAAAAGAGGUAGUCCUAUAACAAGCUUGUAAAGAAAAUUGUAUUGGUGUAAGAGGUUGACAGCGAGAUGAUUAUUAUCAAUCAUGUAUAAUUUUUUUUGGUUGGAAGAAAGCCAAUUUUCUCUUGGUUACAUGCAA
Molecule: messenger RNA, 2223 nt
Organism: Mangifera indica (mango)
Lineage: Eukaryota; Viridiplantae; Streptophyta; Magnoliopsida; Sapindales; Anacardiaceae
Exons: 12
Coding region: 246-1946 (566 amino acids)
Source: RefSeq, a predicted model, not a curated record